Messenger RNA from Thermothelomyces thermophilus ATCC 42464, 1937 nucleotides. RefSeq lists its product as uncharacterized. NCBI's taxonomy places the organism in Eukaryota, Fungi, Ascomycota, Sordariomycetes, Sordariales, Chaetomiaceae. The transcript is spliced from 2 exons. The record is from RefSeq and is a predicted model, not a curated record. Gene Ontology annotation, cellular component: nucleus. Gene Ontology annotation, molecular function: cis-regulatory region sequence-specific DNA binding; protein binding. Bases 237 to 1772 code for a protein of 511 amino acids.
GGGGGGCAAAAACUCCAUCUCGGUAAUCGACUAGUAGUGAAAGUUUUCCGAGGUGGAAGCCUUCUCAAAGCUUGUUCGUUCAGCUUGGCUGUAAUCUUGCUGGUGCCAGAUUGCACAUCAAUGCCUCUCUGACUCUUCGAGAUCCUCAACGACGCAUUACCCCUCUCCAACAGCCAGCCGAUUCUCCAAUACCGCACUCGAAACAACGUUUCUCCACGGUUGGCACAGAUUCGCACAUGAUGCUCCUGUCCUCGAACGAGUGGCAAAAUCAGAACUGCGCUCUUGAGGAGGACGGCAAAGGGAACCAACUGUCGAGCCACUCGGUGACUGGCAGGGGCGGCAACAGCAGUGAAGAUGAUUCCACCAUCGACUCGUCCAUUCCACCACACCCCCUCGGCAUCAAACCCUUGGGCAACAAGUACUUCUCUGCCGGCGCGGAUGCUAGGAUGUCUAUAGGAGCGCUUCAGGCUCUACCCGAUGAAGUGCUUAUGCAGCUCUUGGAGUAUAUGGAUGCGAGGACAUUAAGAAUGUUAGGCUAUGCAUGCAAGUAUCUCUUCGCCUGCUGCAUGGCUGACGAUGUCUGGAAGUCGGUCUUCCUGGAGUCAGAUCUCGGCAAGAAAACCUCCUUCGAGUGGCGAGGGUCCUGGAGAGCAACAGUUCUCGGCUUGUCGCCGGAACAAACAGCUCGGGUAGACUGUAGCAACGUCUUCUCUGAUGUGUUACACCGCCCGUUUGUCUGCAGCCAUAUCUCUUUGCUUCAGUACACCCGGAACAUCCCAGCCGCCAACCAGAUUGAUCGCCUUCAGAACAUGUCGUAUGAGGAGUUUGCAGAGAAGUGGAGCAAGAAGCCGUUUAUCCUCACCGAUUGUAUCCAGCCUUGGCCAGUCACCAAGUCGUGGACUCUGGAGGGUCUCCUCUCUCAGUAUGCGGAGGUUGUGUUCCGAGCGGAAGCGGUGGAUUGGACGUUUGCGACCUACUACCAGUACAUGCGGAACACCCAAGACGAGAGCCCUCUCUAUCUCUUCGAUCGGAAGUUUGCCGAGAAGAUGUCGCUGAAAGUCGGCAAGGAGAACGGGGCGGCAUAUUGGAAGCCCCAAUGUUUCGGGCCUGACCUGUUCGAGCAUUUGGGAGCCGAACGGCCAGCGCACCGCUGGCUCAUCAUCGGUCCAAAGCGCAGCGGAUCUACUUUUCACAAGGAUCCCAAUGCGACGAGUGCCUGGAAUGCUGUGAUACAGGGCGCUAAGUACUGGAUCAUGUUUCCUCCCUCGGCGACCGUGCCCGGCGUGUUCGUAUCCAAGGACAGCAGCGAGGUCACUAGCCCGCUCAGCAUCGCGGAAUGGCUGCUCGAGUUCCACGCAGAAGCAAGGCGGCUCCCCGAGUGCAGAGAAGGGAUUUGCAGAGCGGGCGAGAUUCUGCAUGUCCCGAGCGGCUGGUGGCAUCUCGUGGUGAACCUGGAGGACGGGAUUGCCCUAACACAGAACUUUGUGCCACGGUCUCACCUGGGCGGUGUUCUGUCCUUCCUUAGGGACAAGGCAGAUCAGGUAUCCGGGUUUGAGAAGAGAAUCUCGGAUCCGUACGGUCUCUUCGUGAGCCGCUUAAGGGAAGAACAACCCGACUUGCUCGAGGAGGGUUUCAAGCAACUGGCUGAGAGGAAGAGACGGUGGGAAACCGUAGUUGGUGACGUUGACAGUUCUGGGGAUCAGCCUCAGAAGAAGAACACUGGCUUCAGCUUCGGGUUCGGAUUUGGGGACGAGGAUGAUGAGAUCCCCUGAACCUGUUGGAUACCCAGUAGUCUCGAAUGCAACAUGUUCACAACGCACAUCCCUGGCUAUAGAUCGAAAGUUGCCUUUCUCCGCACGAGUGCACCAGGCGCUAAGGCUGUACUUUGCACCAAUUCAACAUCUAUAAGGUCCGUUGUCCAAUCGUAUACGGAUGAG